CGAGGCCCGCCCGGCAUGUCCCCUCGGCGCCCUGUCCUACUAGGGCCGAGCUCCGCCGAGAGAAGGGGGCCUGGACCCUGGGUGUUCACAAGAAUGGAAGCACUGUUUCCUUGCCAGAUUCCUUAUUGCUACAUUUCAUGAAUCUACAUAAUCUUGGGGAAGAGCCUGCAUUCAAUGAUGACACACCUGUCACCAGUAGAACAACCACAGUCCCAGGGAAAAAGAUAAAAAUAAAGAAGUCUUUACAUUUAUAUUCAACAAAGGAGUCAUUUCCAUCAACAACUUCUGCUGCGUUAUUUUUCCAAGAUGAACCGAUACACGACCAUGAAACAGUUGGGGGAUGGCACAUAUGGCAGCGUGCUGAUGGGCAAGAGUAACGAAUCCGGGGAGCUGGUGGCCAUCAAAAGGAUGAAGAGAAAGUUCUAUUCUUGGGAUGAAUGUAUGAACUUGAGAGAAGUUAAGUCGCUAAAGAAGCUGAACCACGCCAACGUGAUCAAACUAAAAGAAGUUAUCAGAGAAAAUGACCAUCUCUAUUUUAUAUUUGAAUAUAUGAAAGAAAACCUCUAUCAAUUAAUGAAAGACAGAAACAAGCUGUUCCCUGAAUCAGUCAUAAGAAAUAUUAUGUAUCAAAUAUUACAAGGACUGGCAUUCAUCCAUAAACAUGGAUUUUUUCAUAGGGAUAUGAAACCAGAAAACUUGCUUUGUAUGGGUCCAGAACUUGUGAAAAUUGCUGACUUUGGACUUGCAAGAGAAUUAAGAUCACAGCCACCAUACACUGAUUAUGUAUCUACCAGAUGGUAUCGUGCUCCUGAAGUUUUAUUAAGAUCUUCAGUUUACAGCUCUCCCAUUGACGUGUGGGCUGUAGGGAGUAUAAUGGCCGAACUAUAUACAUUAAGACCACUUUUCCCAGGGACAAGUGAGGUCGAUGAGAUCUUUAAGAUUUGCCAAGUUUUAGGGACCCCCAAAAAAAGUGACUGGCCAGAAGGACACCAGCUUGCAUCCUCUAUGAAUUUCCGCUUUCCCCAGUGUGUUCCUAUAAACUUAAAAACUCUUAUUCCCAAUGCCAGUCAUGAAGCUAUUCAGCUAAUGACUGAAAUGUUAAGUUGGGAUCCAAAGAAGCGGCCGACAGCAAGCCAGGCACUGAAACACCCAUAUUUUCAAGUUGGUCAAGUAUUAGGCCCUUCCUCACAUCAUCUGGAAUCAAAACAAUCUUUAAAUAGCAAGCAGGUGGAGCCACCAGAAUCGAAGCCAUCCUUGGUUGAUCCAGAGUCUAAGCCUCUGCCAGACAUAAAUGAUCUGACUGUCAGACAGCCCCCGCCGAAAAACAGACACCAGCCGCUGCAGUCCAUCCAGCUGCCACAGGACACGGGUGACCUACAAGCACCAAGGCAACAGGGUCAGCAGAAUCCGCCGCAAACGCUGUUUCCGAGCAUCGUCAAGAACAUACCAGCCAAGCCAAAUGGCACACUGGCUCACAAAAGUGCUAGGAGGCGUUGGGGUCAGAUGGUGUUCAAGUCUGGAGACAGCUGGGCAGAACUCGAGGACUAUGAUCUUGGAGCCUCCCAUUCCAAGAAGCCAAGCAUGGGUGUAUUCAAAGAAAAGAGGAAAAAAGAUUCUCCGUUCCGGCUUCCAGAGUCGGUGCGCUCAGGCUCCCACCACUCAGCAGGGGAAAACAAGAGCUUACCCGCUGCUGUUUCCCUGAAAUCAGAUUCGGAACUGUCAACUGCUUCCACCGCUAAGCAAUACUACUUGAAGCAAUCAAGAUACCUUCCAGGUGUUAAUCCCAAGAAUGUGUCCUUGGUAGCCAGUGGAAAGGAUAUAAACCCAUAUACUUGGAGUAAUCAGUUAUUUCCUAAGUCACUGGGACCCAUGGGGGCAGAACUUGCUUUCAAAAGGAGUAAUGCAGGAAAUCUUGGAAGUUAUGCUACUUACAAUCAGUCAGGAUAUAUCCCUUCCUUUCUCAAAAAAGAAGUGGGGUCCGCUGGCCAGAGGAUACACUUAGCACCUCUCGGUGCAACACCUUCAGAUGUUCCUACAGAUGGUGACAGGAGGAAAGAAUAUACCUGGAACACAAAACCCAGUCGGGGGCAGUUUUCAGGACCUACUUACAAUGCUACGGCCAAGAAUCUCAAUAUUGUGAACCGCGCGCAGCCUGUUCCCUCAGUGCACGGGAGGACAGACUGGGUGGCCAAGUAUGGCGGCCACCGGUAGGAGUCUGGUGCAAAGUCCCACAGCAUUGCUCCAUAGAGUCCCUGCAAGUCCCCUGACCCUGGGAAAUGUCUACAGAUGUCUAUUUCUACAGAGUUCUGGAAGAAAUAUGCAGCAGUGGGUACUCUGAAGAGCAAAAAUCAUCUCCUAUUUUAUUUCUCUCCUAGAAAUGAAAUCCAAUUUCUUAGCAUCAGUUGCUCACAGUGCUGAUAUACGGGUAGGACUUUACAAAGUAUUGAAUAAACUAUUUGCCAAAGUA
Molecule: messenger RNA, 2467 nt
Organism: Hyaena hyaena (striped hyena)
Lineage: Eukaryota; Metazoa; Chordata; Mammalia; Carnivora; Hyaenidae
Gene: MAK
Product: male germ cell associated kinase
Exons: 15
Coding region: 307-2211 (634 amino acids)
Biological process (GO): intraciliary transport; cilium assembly; intracellular signal transduction
Cellular component (GO): cytoplasm; nucleus; cilium
Molecular function (GO): protein serine/threonine kinase activity; ATP binding
Source: RefSeq, a predicted model, not a curated record